AUGGAUCCACCUGGCCUGGAUGUCGAAGACUCUACUCCAGACCAAGAGACAUCGUUCUACUCUACACAGCCAAAAGAGAAAUGGAAAAUCGACGUCUUUCAGCUUUUGGGGGCUAUGGCUGCCGUUGGGGCCGGGACAGCACAGCCACUCAUGACCCUCAUACUCGGCGGACUCGCGAAUGAAUUCAACCAUCCUAGCGACAAAGCUAGGCUCAAGAAGAAGAUUGGUUCCGAGGUGUUGUUUUUCGUGUACAUCUUUGUUGGCCAGUGGUCUCUUACGUGCCUCUACGGAGUCCUUCUAUCUAUCUCAGCCAUGAGACAUUCCAGGAAGUUGAGAGCGGCAUAUUUAAGAUCCGCAAUAUGUCAAGAUAUGGGAAUGAUAAGUCAGGGGAAAGCGAUCGAUAAUAUGGCCACAAAUAUCAGUAUCAUCGAAGAUGCAUUGUCUGAAAAGCUCGGCAUUGUCAUGCAAGCUGGGUCAACUGUCGUUGUGGCUGUGAUUAUUGCAUUUGUGCAUAGCUGGCAGCUUUCCUUGGCUUUGCUGUCCACUAUUGUACUGCUUUUUAUUAGCAACUUUGGCACAGCUGCAAUAGAAACAAGAGCAGAGCGGAAAAUCCAGGAAGGUGAUGAAGAAGCAGCAAGCCUGGCCGAAGAGUGCUUGGGUGGCAUUCGUCUGGUCAUGUCUUGUGUUGCCGAGUCCAAGUUGAGUGCAAAGUAUGCCGCUCUGCUUGAGAAAAUGAGAACUAGGAGACUGCGCAAAAGUCCAAUUCUCGGCCUUCAAUUCUCCAUCAGUUAUUUCGCCUUACUCUGUUCGUAUGGACUUGCUUUCUGGUACGGAACAAAACUGCUGAAUGAGGGCAGGAUAGGUAGUGGUGGAGCGAUUGUCAUAGUCAUUAUGUCAAUCAACCAGGGGACGAACGGCAUGAGGAAAAUUCUGCCUUUUUAUGGCCUUCUCUCGAAAGCUAGAGCAGCUUCAAAUACACUUAGCAAGAUCAUCAACAGCAAGCCUGCCAUCGAUCCUCUUGAUCCUAAUGGUCUGAGUCUUGCAGAGCUAAAGGGCAGUAUUACUCUGCAGAACGUUGAAUUUGCCUAUUCUUCCAGGUCUUCAUCCAAGGUACUAGACAAUCUGAGUCUAUCAUUUGAGGCCGGCAAGACAGCGGCUUUGAUUGGAGCAAGCGGCUCAGGCAAAAGCACUAUUGUUGGCUUACUCGAACGGUGGUAUGAUCCGUCAAAUGGUACUGUUCUUAUUGAUGGAUACGACAUCAAGGAUUUGAACGUAAAGUCGUUGAGAAGUAAUAUUGGGGUUGUGCAGCAGGAUGUUGUUCUCUUCAAUGACACUAUAUUCUACAACGUCGCAUGUGGACUGUACGGGACAUCCCUCGAGGGCCUUUCAGAGAAUGAAAAACUAGAACUGGUAAUACGAAGCUGUAUUGAAGUUGAAGCGCACGCAUUCAUUCAAGGUUUACCAGAUGGAUACAACACCAGGGUGGGCGACAAAGGCAACCGACUAAGUGGUGGCCAGAAGCAGCGGAUAGGCAUAGCGCGUGCCAUAAUCUCAUCGCCGAGGAUCUUGAUUUUCGAUGAGGCAACGUCCGCGUUAGAUGCUGAAUCAGAGCGCACUGUGGAAGUAGCCAUAAAAAAAGCUUCCACAAACAGAACCACUAUCAUCAUUGCUCACAAGCUCUCUUUCGUCCAGCAAGCUGAUAAGAUAGUGCUUUUGAAGAAUGGGAAUAUUCUCGAAGAAGGCACACAUCAGUCUUUGAUUGCUCUAAAGGGCACAUAUUCACGUCUCUUGGAAGCUCAGGAGCUCGAUGGCCUGACUCUGAGAGAAGAAAGAACUCCUCUACAACCUGAGGUUCUCUCUGAAAAUACGAUUUCUGCCCGAAAUUUGGGAGCGGCGAGGUCCGAAAUGUGGUUGGAUACCGGCAAUCUUGAAACCAAAAUGGUCCCUCCUGUACAGAUGUCAUUAUUCCAGUGUCUAUAUUCACUCUUCAAGGAGAACCACACGCUGGGAUGGCUGUUCAUAGCACUUGUGCCCAUCUCUGUGAUAGCGGGAGCUAUAUACCCCACCCAAGCUAUCUUGUUCGGAAACACAGUCUCUGGCUUCGGCAUCAUGGAUGAUAUCCAGGCUCACGAGAAUUUCUGGUCUCUCAUGUGGCUUCUCGUCGCCGUGGGAACAUUUGUCGCAUUCUUGGCAAUGGGCAUUAUCUCUUCGACGAUGAGCUCCAUUGCUAAGUGCCAUUACCAGACGGCUUAUUUCGAUGCAAUGCUACGACAACCUCCCCAAUUCUUUGACCAAGGGAACUUCACGUCGGGGGCUCUAGUCGCUUCUCUCUCCUUGCGCACGAGCCAGAUACAAAGUCUCUUGAAUGUCCUGGGGUUUUCGCUCGUGGCGUUUGUGAGUAUUACAUCGUGCAGCAUUCUGGCCCUGGCCACUCAGUGGAGACUCGCCCUUGUAGGGUUAUCAGGUGGCAUGCCCAUCAUCAUGUUUGCAGGUUAUCUGCGACUUCGUUCAGGGGCUAGAAGAAGUAAGAGUCUGUCUGAGCCCUUGCUCGACAGUGCGCAAUACGCUUCUGAAGUUAUUGGAGCUGUGCGGACGGUCGCAGCAUUGACGAUGGAGGAAGUAGUAUGCCAUGAACUUGAUAGGAAGAUGAUCAAAGCUAUUCCGCAAUUUUAUAGACAUAUCUUCACAACAAUGCCUCUGUUUGCAUUCUCUGAGAGCGGGUACUUCUUAGGACUAGCGCUAAUUUUCUGGUACGGUGGUAAUCUUCUAACCGAUGGCAAAGUCACUUCGACUCAGCUUUGGACUAUCUACUUAGCAGUUCUAGCUGGGGGGCAGGGCGCGGGUGAAAUCUUUGCAAACUCAAACAGUAUAUUCCAAGCCAAACUGGCAAUUAAUACGAUUACUGAACUCAUGAGAUCGGCUGAGGAAAGAGACCAGGAAUCUUCGCAGUCAAAGAAACGCGAAGAAAAGGAGGAAGGGCCCCUCAACUCGAUCGAAUUCCGCGAUGUAUAUUUCAGCUAUCCAAAUGCACCCCAUCACCAAGUCCUUGAGAAUCUCAACAUUUCUGUGAGCUCAGGACAGAGCCUAGCCAUCGUGGGGACUUCCGGAUCAGGAAAAUCCACCAUCAUCUCCCUGCUAGAAAAGUUCUACAAAGCAAACAGCGGUUCAAUAAAGAUUGGUCCAUACGAAUUGGACACACUUGACACAGCGAGCUACCGCAAUACCGUAUCUCUGGUGUCGCAAGACACGGUUUUGUUUCAAGGCACGAUCCGUGAGAAUAUCCUGCUAGGGGCUUCAGAAGCGGAAACAGAUGACGAGCGGCUAGAACUCGCGGCCAAAGACGCCAACAUCCACGACUUCAUAGCUUCUCUUCCAGAAGGGUACAGCACGCAAUGCGGCAAUAAAGGCAUGUUGUUCAGCGGGGGCCAGAGACAGCGUAUAGCAAUCGCGCGUGCACUAGUCCGGCGCCCUACCAUUCUGCUCCUGGAUGAGGCCACGAGCGCGCUGGAUUCGUUGAGUGAGAGGGAAGUACUGGAAGCUCUGAAGAAGAUCAAGAGAGAGACCACGACGAUCACCGUGGCUCACAGGCUGGCUACGAUCAAAGAGGCGGACUUGAUCUUGGUGCUUGUGAGAGGAAGGAUUGUUGAACGAGGAACGCAUGCAAAGUUGCUGGAGAAGAAGGGGGCGUACUGGGCAAUGUGCAGGGCACAGGCUUUAGAUCGGGAGCUUUGA
Molecule: messenger RNA, 3732 nt
Organism: Venustampulla echinocandica
Lineage: Eukaryota; Fungi; Ascomycota; Leotiomycetes; Helotiales; Pleuroascaceae
Exons: 5
Coding region: 1-3732 (1243 amino acids)
Biological process (GO): transmembrane transport
Cellular component (GO): membrane
Molecular function (GO): ATP hydrolysis activity; ABC-type transporter activity; ATP binding
Source: RefSeq, a predicted model, not a curated record